AUGUCAAUGUCAACUUCAACCAAUAUUGCCGAUACUUCUGCUUGCCUCGGGAUACUUCUCAAAACAGUCAAAGAAUUACAAUCAGAUGACUUCCAUUUCAUGCAUAUAAUUGAUAAAAGUUGCAAGGUUCAACGAGGUGAUUCACCAACUUUCAACAUCGAUAAGUUGUAUGAGCAGUAUUUGUCCUUAAUCAAGUCCGUCACUUGUAUCAAAUUGCAGAUUCAACAGACCAAUUUAGUAACCUAUGCUGCUGCCGAUGCUGCUGCCGAUGCCGCUGUCGAUGCUGCUGCCGAUGCCGCUGUCGAUGCUUAUGCUGGUAUUACUUGUGCUACUGCUGCUGCCGACUCCGACGUGAAGACUACCCCUCCUCUUCCUGGCACCAGCCCCACAAUGAUGCAACUUCUCGUAAGAAAGAGCAUGUUGCAAAAACACAUUGAUCUACUUUCGGGUAUGAUACUACAUGGGAUCCCCAACACGAGUUCCUCUUCUUCUUCUUCUUUUGGAAGCCGGGGUAAACGAAUCAAAGACAUAUCUCAAGUGAACGUGGUUGAAUACGAGUCCAAAUAUCGUGAAUUACGAAAGGAAUUGGUCCUGUUGGAAACCAAGAUUCAAAUACUCAAUUGGAAGUAA
Molecule: messenger RNA, 630 nt
Organism: Lodderomyces margitis
Lineage: Eukaryota; Fungi; Ascomycota; Pichiomycetes; Serinales; Debaryomycetaceae
Exons: 1
Coding region: 1-630 (209 amino acids)
Source: RefSeq, a predicted model, not a curated record